AUGGAGUCCCUCCCUGAAGCAGUCCUGAUCAGAAUCCUGGCUUCCAUACCUGCAGUGGAGCUGGUGCUGGCGUGCCGCCUGGUCUGCUGCCAGUGGAAGAACCUGGUCGAUGGAGCCGCGCUCUGGAUCCUGAAGUGUCAAGCAGAGUCACAGGAGAAUGCUGAAAACUGGCAAAACUUCUACUUCCUCAGUAAGAAAAAGAAGAAUCUCAUCAAGAACCCAUGUGGUGAAGAAGACCUGCAGCACUGGGGAGAGGUAGAGAAUGGAGGUGAUGGCUGGAAAAUUGAAGAGCUCCCUGGGGACUUUGGAAAAGAAUUCCCUAGUGAAGAAGUCCAUAAAUACUUUGUUACAUCUUACGAGUGGUGUCGAAAGGCUCAGGUCAUUGACCUUAGGGCUGAGGGCUACUGGGAGGAGCUGAUGGAUACAACCCAGCCUAAAGUUGUGGUAAGAGACUGGUACGCUGCACGCAGCGAUGCCGGCUGCCUCUAUGAGCUCUGUGUGAAGCUGCUCUCGGAAAAUGAGGAUGUUCUGGCUGAGUACAAAAGUGAGACUAUUGCCAUCCCUCAGGACAACGAUGCCAGCUGGACUGAGAUCUCCCACACCUUUUCCAACUAUGGGCCUGGGGUCCGCUUUGUCCGCUUUGAACAUGGUGGCCAGGACACACUAUUCUGGAAGGGAUGGUAUGGCGUGCGUGUUACCAACAGCAGCGUGACAGUGGAGCCAUAG
Opisthocomus hoazin is the source of this 726-nucleotide messenger RNA. The record is from RefSeq and is a predicted model, not a curated record. NCBI's taxonomy places the organism in Eukaryota, Metazoa, Chordata, Aves, Opisthocomiformes, Opisthocomidae.